Molecule: messenger RNA, 288 nt
Organism: Tribolium madens (black flour beetle)
Lineage: Eukaryota; Metazoa; Arthropoda; Insecta; Coleoptera; Tenebrionidae
Exons: 4
Source: RefSeq, a predicted model, not a curated record
AACAGAAAUUUGUUUUUGGGCUUUCAUAAAAAAAAAUUAAUUAAUUUUGAGGGGGCUUCUAAUGGUCAUAUAAUUGUCAUAGAUAUGAAAGAAUUGGUUUUUGGGCAUAUAACAAAACUUGGGCCUCUUGUAAUAAAGAAGUUUCUGUAUUAUUUGCAGGAAGCAAAGCCUUUGAUAUUGAAAACAAAUUACCUACGUGAAAACUGUGCAUUUUUUGACUGGGAAGAUAAACAAACAGUAGAUGAGAGCAAAAGACCUGAAAAGCCAAAACAUUUGUGUAAGAAAUGA